Messenger RNA from Pocillopora meandrina, 5062 nucleotides. The record is from the annotation of a GenBank genome assembly. Lineage: Eukaryota; Metazoa; Cnidaria; Anthozoa; Scleractinia; Pocilloporidae.
AUGGCUUUUGAGCGGAUUCAUUUGGUCUUCCUUGGUCUGGCGAUUUGUUUUCUUUCAGGCUCUGUUUCUGGCCAUGAAAAGAAACUCAAGAAAAUAACCUCUUGUCGCUGCUCAAUGGAUGAGGGAGAAAUUGAUCUUAGAGAACUAGCAGGAAAAGAAGGCAAACCAAGGUAUAGACAUAUUAUACUACAGUAUGUAGGAGCGUAUUGACACGAGUAUGCUCGCGUACAAAGGCCGCUCGAUAAAUCGUUGACAUGCACCUACUAAAAACAAGGAUUUUUUGAACCGAAAAAGAAAAUUUGGAAAUUAUUGGCUAAAAGUUAGGCGGUGUCCACCGAUCUCUUCUAUUUCCAGAUUUAAAAGUACUUCUUGCCAUGGACCUCGUGAGGAUGAAUCGCUCGAGAGUAUUCUUAGCCCUUUUGGGCUUUUUUUAGACUUAGAUAAAGAGAAAAAAGUAACAAGGACCACCCAAUUGUUUGACUAGGUCGAAAGGCUUAUUAAUUCAAUAGAAUAAUACAAGGUGAUGAACGGAGGUUUGCAUGUGUGAUCUAUGUCAAAAUAUGACGGUUUGCGAGAAGAGACAAACACUAGCAGGUAGGUAUUGCAGUAUUGCCCCUGCAGGGUUCUGGUUGAGUGGCCCCAAUUCCCAUUAUGCUAGAAAAAGUUUUGGCAUUAUAUGGAAAAACGAGUGCAAUUUCUGCAAAUUUGUUUUUUGAACGUCGCACUGCUCGCCUAAUCAGCAUAUUUUCAGUUUUUUCAGAGUCAUGACUUGUUUGUUCUCGUAGAUUCAUCAUUUUUAAGUUCCGUCCAUGAUUCAGUCUAUUUUCAAUUUUGCAAUGUCUUGGAAAAGAGAGGGUUACCGUACUACCGCGUCGUUCGUCAUCCAGAGAACUGGGCACGCCGAAAGUAAAAUAUUGCGUCGGCCCCAGUUCCCGCUUUGAUAAGCAACAAAAUAUCAAGAUCAAUAGCAGAAAAAGAGUGUAUAAUCUCUUGGUCAGAGCAUAUUUAAAUUUGUGGUCGUGUUUCAUCACGCAUCAGAGCAAGUGCGUAACUCAAAAUAAAAUCGAAGUCAUGCGUGAUUAACAGUAUACAUGUAAUUAUGGCUUGUUUUAAGUUUCUUAUUGAGAAGGAUACCCUCCAAAAAAAGAAGCAUAAUUUUCAGAAACGAGCAUAAUUUGGAAACAAAUUGGGAAAUGCUAGUGUUAUACUUUUUUUUACUAGAACAAUCUAUAAGGGCCUAACUACUUAUCUUCUUUUAGAUCUUAAUGUCAUUUUUUUCCCAGAUUUUUCCAUAUUCCUUCAAAUUACGCAAACUUAAGCUUCAGUUGGAACCCAUGCAACUCAUAUUCACUGAAUGGAUCUGCUUGUAAAGAUAUUGCUGUGAGUAUAAUGUUCAGUAUUAAUCCCGUACCCAGAUCCUACCGUUUAACCGUAACCGCUUGACCAUGGAAAGUAUGGGUACGAGACUAGGUUAAGUCUGGCUCAGCUGUUUUGCCAAAUUACCGUCACUGAACACUUCGCCCAGCUACGGCUUAAGGCGACAUGUCACGCAUAUAGUAAUCAUUGAUCAUACCUGAACUGAUGUUAGUACCGAAAAAUGAAGGAAAAAAACAUCUCAUGUCGUAAUUACAGUCGAUAGCACUGAAACUGAAACGCAAACUCCCCUAAGAUCCUGUUAAUUUAGGUUCAAAUCCGUUGCGAGGUGAAAAACUUUCAUAUCAUUUUGUUCUUCCAUUCACUUUAAGUAAGACGAGAGAAUUCAAACACCAAGCACAAACUAGCAACAGAGAAAUGACGUGACCUUAAUUGUCUUGAAAUGACCCAAAACAAUCCCAGGACCUCUUUGGAGCCUAGAAAUUUGUUUCUGACCAAGUGUAACUGUGUAAUACAAUGUAAACAAGUUGAUCUCUUGUAACUGUUUCAGCCCUACACUCUUAAAGUAAUUCUUUUAGAUGCGUUGCGCACACCAGAGUAACUGUUGCCUUCAUUUUUACCUUCCAAUAGGCUUGUAUGGAACAAAAAGGAGUAAAUACUUCAGAGUUUUACAGCGUUGCAAAACAAGACACAGCUGAAUUUUUCCACAGAGAAGACGGGGAAAAUUUUUUGACAUACAAAGGGACAGCUUUCAAUAAGUAUGUAUAAGAUUUCCUACGACGGAUCUAUGGUAAAUGAAGCAACCUUGAAUGAAAGUAUCUCGUCAAUGCAUGUGACUACAGUCAAUCUGCGGCUCUCGUAGUCAAAAAGAUCUUCAUAUAUAUAUAUAUAUAGAUAGGGGAAAUCAAAAAACAGAGAGUCGGAAAAGACGGUGAAAACCAAAACUGUGACCUUUGACCUCAAUAAAUUGGUUGGAAAGCCCACAUUUUUUUAACUUCAUGAGAGAAUUAAGUAUUUUAUCAUAUCCAUGAGUAGUCAGGGGUAACGAAUGAGUUUUCUAUUUCCCGAGGGCGCCCCGAACGCGCUCCGAGGGUGUCCCGAAGGUGUCCGCAUGUUGACAGGGCAGCUUCAACUGAACUAUCAAGACAUUUUAUCAGUGUGGGUGUGUAGGGGAAUUCUGCUUUAUGGCAACCUAUUUGCUGGAAAACCCUUGUCUACCAGGAUAUCCCCCAAACAACUAAAAAACCCUGACGCAGUCUCUCUCCCCUCACUCUUUCGUUCGAAAAGGUCAAAGUUAUUGCUCCAAAAAAAAUUCUUGGAAAUUUCAUUUGCAUGUGUGGGCCUAAGCACCAACUCGGAAUUAAUGAAUGAAAAUAUUUUCAGCCAUUUUCGGUGGUCGUCGAAACUUUUAAAAAUCCUUAAUAAAAUAGCGAUGUUAAUUUACACUUGAGGUAAAACUGGCUUUUAAGUGAUUACAUCAUUGAUGAGAGCAAAUUUAUCGUAAUUAGAAUUCAGGAACAAGCAGUAAAUAACAACUAAUUGAUAAAGUAUUGUCUAAUCGUCGACCAGAACUUUUUUUGUUUUGUUUUGUUUUGUUUUUCAGGACCUCAGUGUUUUCUGUGGUUCUUAAAUGCGAUCCAAAAGAGGAAGGCAAAGUCGACCCAGUGAUUGCUGAUACCAUAAAAAAUACUUACGUAAGCUCCUAGAACUCAGUGAUUUUAAGCAACUAAUUGCAUUUACAUUAAGUGUCAUAACACUAAAGCCAAAGUAAUAUAGGAGCCAAUCAGAAAAAAGGGAAAUAACACCAGGAGCCAGUGAGAGCUCAUAGAAAACAGAAAAAUCACGCGUGACCAAGUCGUGACUGGUGUUAGUUUUGAAUCUGAUUGGUCGAGAAAGUGGUGCUCGAUUUUUGGAAAAUCACAGCGAAGAAAAGCAAAACCAAAGGAAUUACGGAUUACUUUCGACACUCAAUUGAAGAUUGCACUGACUAUUACAGUUUGUUUGUUUGUUUUAUGUGAUUUAAAUUAUACUACCUUAUGCUCGUUCCUCUCCUCUUAUCGUUCCAGGCUCCACUCUUUCAUUCUUUGCCUUGCUCUACUUAGUGUUCGACUGAUAAAUUGUCUUUUUCAGGAGACUGUUUUGUAUUCAAAAUACGCCUGCCCUUCUAGCUCAAGCUCUACUGGCUUGGGCUUGGGUGCAAUCGCCAUGAGGUAAAUAAAAUUGAGGACAUAGUUUUAAUUACUCGAAAAAGGAUUUUGAACUGGCAAGCGAGGAAUCGUUGGAGUCAAACUUGAUUGUCUUUCAAUCGAAUAGCCGCGCAAAUGUAGCGUGACUCGAUCUUGUUGAUUGACUAUUGAUGCAUACGAUCGCAUGUGUCAUCCUAUCCGGGACAUUAAUCUACAAACGAUCUUUUCCGAAGAGAGCACGAUGGGAUAGCGAAGCUUUUCGUGCGAGGCUGGAAUUGUUGAGUAAACAAAGGAAAUAACUGCGCUGAAGGUCCUCUCAUGGUACGCUAAGAAGUUUUUAUUUUGCGGCAUGAUCGCGAUCGCAAACAUCAACGGUUUCAACGGUUAAUUAUAUUAGAAAUAUAGAGUAGAGCUACAAUUGUAUGGUUUACCCAGCGGAAAAUGGAGUUUUUUGCUCCCUGCGGAGUGUAUGUAUGUGUGUGUAUGGGGGGGCUGCUUUUGGAAGCUUCGAGUAGGGGUGUAUAAGAAGUGUGUUGAAUAACGUUUACCAAUAUCUGAAGUUUUCUCGAACGUAAAGGCUGCUAUUCUAGUUGCCUCAAAUCUGUAGACCAAAUUAUUCAGUUUAACGUAUCAAACUUCACUGCCCCAAAAGAGAAGUUGAAGAGAGAUUGAUCAUCAGUAUGGUAAUUUUUGAGUGCUCUAUCUCUUUGUUAAUCUGAGUUUUUUUUCUUUUUUUUUUAGUGUCAUUACUAUUCUGGGUGUUGUGAUCAUCGCCUUCCUUAUUUUUGUUGUCCAUUUACGUAACAAACUUCCCGAUGGAGUCCCAAAGCCGUCUAUGUGUACCUCGAUGAAGGUGAGGCGGAUAGCAGCUUUACCCUGAGUGACUGGCUCUUUCUUUCGUGAGGGUUUUGAGAGAGAACUAGAUUUCUAGUAUUCGCGUCACCACCACACUCAUCAAGGAAAUUUAUGCGCGAAGUGACGGCAAUGAAGGAGGGGUGAAACAUGGGAUUUAUUGCGUAGAACGUUAUUAGCCCUGCAUGUGCAUUUUGAAACUUUGCGCAUUUUCUAGCCUUCCUUUACAAAACAACAGCAAAAUUUUUGGUUCUCUGAAGACAGUAAUACCGAAAGCAAAUUACCCACGCUAUUUACGUGUUAAGCUGAAGAGAGCUCUCGCGACGUUAAAGACGUUACACAUAUCGAGCCUUCAGCAAAAUUCCUGAAAAAAUGUUUUCAUUUCAACUCGUGGAUUUGCGAAGCGUGAAAACGAGUAAUGAGGGGGUUCGAAAUAUCGAGGCGUUACCGCGGCCCUAGGAGUCUAGAGAGAGCAUGCAUCCUGUGAGGGUGGCUCCGUAAAACAGAAUCUGUUUACUGCUAUCCUCUCGUAGUUUAGUUUGAAGAGCGCUUUUCUUAUUUUUCUCUUACAGGUUGCACUGGGGAUGAUAUUCGCAAAGUUCUGUCCUUGUUGUAAUGGAUCAGGCUAUGCCAAAGUUCCCUAGUCACAA